This is a messenger RNA of Colletotrichum spaethianum, 2091 nucleotides long. Its product is annotated as ferric/cupric reductase transmembrane component B. Gene Ontology annotation, biological process: intracellular iron ion homeostasis; copper ion import; iron ion transport. Lineage: Eukaryota; Fungi; Ascomycota; Sordariomycetes; Glomerellales; Glomerellaceae. Bases 1 to 2091 code for a protein of 696 amino acids. The record is from RefSeq and is a predicted model, not a curated record. The transcript is spliced from 3 exons. Gene Ontology annotation, cellular component: plasma membrane. Gene Ontology annotation, molecular function: ferric-chelate reductase activity.
AUGUCUGGCAUGGACAUGCAGAUGGGUACCACCAGUGCCGAUUGCUACGCUUCCAAUACUCCGUGGCUGCAGACUAUGGCGUACUGCAUUCAGCAGAACUGCAAUGCCCACGGAUAUUCAGCAGAUAAACAGGCCAAGUGCUUCAGCACCCAAGCUGUCGCUGGCGCCUCGUCACCGACUUUCCAGGAGAGUCUUCCCUCCGUGGCUCCCACCGUCGAGCUCGCCUCGGAUGCCAUGUGGCUCAACGAGACCAGCUUGGUUAACCAGAGCCUCUACGAUUCGACCUACGGUAGCGAAGGCGAGUUCGCCAGAUCAGAAUACUUACACACGAGAUACUCCUUGGACGGGCACUCACCUAUCUUCUGCUAUAGCAUCGCCCUCUACUUGACUGUCAUUGGCAUCUGCCUCCUCUGUGGCGUGGUGGUCCAGCUUACAAGCGCGGUCCCUACACUGUACAAGAAACUCCAAAGCUUGGCAUUGUGGACAAAGCUUCGACAACAUGUCUUCCUUCCCGCCUUGGUCGGCCAUCGGCGCCUAGAACCUCUUCCUGGGCAGAUUGGCUAUGUACCAAGCAGAACGCUAAGCAUCUUCAUCGCCAUCUACAUCAUUCUCAAUGUUGUCUUUUCUGCCAUCAACUUCAGCAGCUACCAGCCCAACAUCUACUUCUUUUCCAUGGGUUUCGAGCUCUGCGAGUAUGUCGGCAACCGCACUGGUACUCUCAGUCUCGUCAACGCGAGCAUCUCUAUCCUUUUUGCCGGUCGCAACAACGUCUUGAUUGCGCUUACGGGAUGGAGCCAAACGACCUUUUUGACCUUGCAUCGCUGGACUGCCCGCGUCGCCAGCCUGCAGGCCAUUGUGCACUCUAUAGUCUACACGAUGGCAUACUGGGAACCCGGGUAUGGGGGUUAUUCUGAGUACGCCGCCAAAGUGGUGGAGCCAUUCUACUGGUGGGGAAUUAUUGCCACAGUUACGUUCAGUUUGGCAACCGCCUUCGCCGUAUUGCCGUUCCGCAUCAGAUUCUACGAAACCUUCCUCGUUAUUCACAUCAUCCUCGUCGUCCUUGCUCUUGUCGGAUGCUGGUAUCACUUGGUCCCCCACUUCGGCUACACCUAUGGCUACCAGACCUGGCUCUACAUCUGCUUCGCCUACUGGGCUUUCGAGCGCUUCGUCAGAAUCUUCCGUCUCGCCUUUUACAAUCUCGGCAACUCAAAGGCUGAAGUCACAGCCAUUCCUGGUUCCAAUGUCAUGCAGGUGACGAUUCACCCCCGGACCUUGAUGGGGUUCGGUCCAGGGCAGCACAGCUUCCUCUACUUUCCAAAAUCAGGGAAGAUUUGGGAGAGCCACCCGUUCAGUGUUGCUGGUUGGAGGACUGCAGGCAGUUCUGCGCCUAGUGUGACUUUUCCUGCUUCCCCUACAGAUGAGAACAAGAAAGACGUCGUUGUGUCAGUGAGAAAAUCAGAGAACCAAGACGUUGCGUCCGUCACCUUCCUGGUCCGCGCCCACAGCGGUGCCACGGCGUGGCUCCAAAGCCAGCUCGCAUCCUCCUCCAGUCCUACCAUUACGACUUUCGUUCUCACAGAAGGGCCCUACGCGGGUCACCGCGCCACCCACCAGUCGCUCCUCGUCGCUGACACUGUCUUGUGCGUUAUCGGCGGCAUCGGCAUCACCGGCGCACUGGGAUUCAUCCAGCAGUACGCUAAAUCAUGGGUUGGGGAGGCAUCGAACAAGGCGAAGCGAUUUGUUCUGGUCUGGUCCGCCAGGGAGAUGUCAGUCAUCGAACACGUGCGCCGCAACUUCCUUGACAAAGCACCGGGCGUAGAGUGUUCGUUCUACUGCACCGGUGCCAGCUCCGACGAUGCGUCCGGGCAAAAGGAGCAUACCUCAGGUGAUGCUGACGCCACGGUAGCGGGUGUGACCCUCGGUAGGAUGGAUGUCGGCGCCGUAAUCCGCUCCCACCUGGAGAAGAACCACCAUACGGCUGUGCUCGUCUGUGGUCCCGGACAGAUGGCGGACGAAGCCGUCGUACAUGUGGUCAACGGCGUAAAGGAUGGCUUUAAGGUGGAUGUGAUCGAAGAAGCCUUCGCCUGGUGA